This is a messenger RNA of Capronia epimyces CBS 606.96, 546 nucleotides long. RefSeq names its product DNA replication complex GINS protein psf3. Gene Ontology annotation, biological process: mitotic DNA replication initiation. NCBI's taxonomy places the organism in Eukaryota, Fungi, Ascomycota, Eurotiomycetes, Chaetothyriales, Herpotrichiellaceae. The record is from RefSeq and is a predicted model, not a curated record. Bases 1 to 546 code for a protein of 181 amino acids. The transcript is spliced from 4 exons. Gene Ontology annotation, cellular component: GINS complex.
AUGUCCUAUUACGACGUUGACGCCAUCUUGACCGACUCCCAAAAGCUGCCGUGUACGUUCGAGCUGGACGUGCCUGGGCUGGGAUUUCUGGAGGGCAAUGUCGGCGGAACAGUCAAGGCCGGCACGAAACUCGAUCUGCCCAUGUGGCUCGGGAUCAUGCUGGCAGUGUCGACAGGGAACACGCCUGGUUCGUCUCAGCUCGUGACGCUGGACUUUCCCACGCCACUGCAACAGCGUGUCAUAAAUGCCCUGAAGGCGGACCCGAGAACGGUCGACCUGCGGGCCCAAGCACCGCAUUUCUAUGCCCUGGGAGCGCGAAUUAUGGAGCUGUUUGACGAUCGCGCUGUGUUGGAUACGCUACUAAGUACAUUCAAAUUGCGAGCCGCGGAAAUCGCAGACCAGGCGCUCAAUCCGCGCGGCGCGUUAGGUGAAGGUGCCGAAUUCCUCAGAGGUUUGGAUGAAACCGAACGCCAGCUGUUCAAGGCGGCCCAUGAAGGCCCCAAGGCGGUGAGAGCCUGGACGCUGGAUUUGAAGAAGAAUACAUGA